Messenger RNA from Protobothrops mucrosquamatus (brown spotted pit viper), 1511 nucleotides. RefSeq names its product decapping exoribonuclease (gene DXO). Bases 21 to 1253 code for a protein of 410 amino acids. Gene Ontology annotation, biological process: NAD-cap decapping; nuclear-transcribed mRNA catabolic process. The record is from RefSeq and is a predicted model, not a curated record. Lineage: Eukaryota; Metazoa; Chordata; Lepidosauria; Squamata; Viperidae. Gene Ontology annotation, molecular function: mRNA 5'-diphosphatase activity. The transcript has 7 exons. Gene Ontology annotation, cellular component: nucleus; cytosol.
UAGGAACUUCUCUGUCUCUGAUGAUCGUUAUAGGAAUCCAAGGCCAGACACAAACACUUAUGAAGCCCACAGCCAGUUCCAGGUCUUUCAGCCAAGAGGAUGAUGCGGAUGAAUGCAAAGUCAAGCAACCAAGGAGGGAUUUCAAGGCACCCCUUACUUUGCCGGUUACUCCCCAUCUGUACGAUGCCCCUUUUCCCUUUUACCGGCGGCCAGCUGAAAUGGGACGCUUUUCCCUAGACGCCAAGCGGGGCUUCCAUGGAGAUGCUCGUCAGCUGCGCUACUAUGCCCCGCCCCUUUCCGAAGGCCCCUCCCCUGGAUUUGACUUGCGGGAUGGCUACCGCGACCGCUAUGUGCAGCGGGAUGACAGCAUCCGUGAAGGCCUGGAGAACCUGCUGAAAUGGAUUGUGCAGAACCGGAAGCAGUUACAGACUGAGGACAAAGGAAAGCUCCUGAAUGCUGACUUUGUGACUUGGCGGGGGCAUUUCACCAAAGUGCUGACCACCCCAUACGAGAACCGAGAGGGAUGGUUGCUGGCGGUCACUCUCUUCCGAGGGACUUUGUACAUUAGCGAGUUUGAAACGGAGGCUGCCCGCAAAGAGCGGGAGCAACGCUCAGAAAUGCUGAAGGAGCUCACGUACAUGGGAUACAAAUUUGAGCAAUAUAUGUGUGCUGAUUCUCCAGAUGGGAUUCCUGAUCCAACAGGAGUAGUGAAUACAAAUGAAGCUUUCUGCACCGUGAUUCGGUCCCGCCUGGGAAGUCACUCACUUCUCUUCUCCGGAGAGGUAGAUUGCACUGAUCCCCGAAGCCCUUCGCCGCAGCCCCCUACUUGCUACGUGGAGCUGAAGACUAGCAAAGUCAUGCACAGCCCUGCUCAGAGGAGAAGUUUUUACAGGCACAAGCUAAUCAAGUGGUGGGCCCAGUCUUUUCUUCCAGGGGUAUCCCGGAUUGUGGCAGGGUAUCGGGGGCCGGAUGGCUCAGUUGUGGGGCUGGAAACUUUUGAGACUAUGAAAAUAUUCAAACUCAUUCGGGACGAUCCAGGCUGUUGGAAGCCAGCUGUGUGUAUGAAUUUCUGUGCUGCUUUUCUAGCCUUUUUGAAGACGGUGGUGACGGAAGACAAUCCAAAGUUGGUUCAUCUCUUUGCCUGGAACCCAGGGCACCCGGUUUCCUUCACAGUGCAUCAGGAUUCUCAGUACCGUUUCCUGCCUGACUGGUACGUGGAGGCUCUGAGUGCAGAGAAGCCCCCCACAUCAUGACUCCCGGAUUGAUGCACUGGAAGUCAAGCUGGUUUUGGGUCAAGAAACCGCUGGGUGGUAGACAGAAACAGGUACCAAGAAGUCAGUUACCUGCUACUUGGAGAACGGGAAGACGGCACGAUGGCACUGCUGUGAUAACAAAGGAAGGAAAAACCAACUGCCCCUGCAUUGUCUUCUGUUGGUUGCUUCUGCAGCAUGUUCUUUCUCAUGUCAUCUGUGGUUUACAAACAAUAAAGGAGGGAGCAAAAGUGUAACUAU